GAUUGCUCCUCGCCAACUUUCCUUCCUGUUCAUCCUGCUCUCCCUCUGAAAUCUCUCUCUCUCUCUCUCUCGUGAAUUCUUCUGCUCCUCGCCGUUGCUACACAGUGGAGCCGGCAGCAGCCCACCCGCACGAUCCGACGGGCGGGGACACGCCACCGAAGCAGGUGGCGCAGGCGAUGGAGCGGCUGGGGCGCGCGGGCCGGCUCAUCGCGGACAUCCGGCUCGGCGCGGACCGCCUCCUCGAGGCCCUCUUCAUCGCCGGCAGUGCGCCCACGCACAGCGCCCACCAGCACGCCGACAGGACCGCGCGCGCCGUCGCCCAGGAGGAGGCCGCCAUGCGCCGCCACUUCCAAGACCUCCGCGCCCUCGGCAGGCAAUUAGAGGAGUCUGGAGUUCUUAAUGUGGCCCUUAAAGCUCAAGGCAAUUCGUGGGGCUUGCACAUGCCACUUGUUUGUCCAGACGGUGCUGUUGUAGCUUAUUCUUGGAAGCGUCAACUGGCAGGUCAGGCUGGUGCAUCUGCUGUUGACAGAACUAGGUUAGCUCUCAAGGCCUUCACUGACCAGAAAAGAAGAUUCUUUCCUCAUCUAGAAGAUGAAGUGCUUAGCCAUCUCCAUGAUGGUGAACCUGGUGUCGCCAAAAAACCUAGGUUUUCUGCCAGCAAUGCAGAGCUAGAGGAAAAAACUUUAUCUGAAAUACUGAAAAAUCUAGAAAAUGAAGUACCUAACAUGAAAAUAUUCACAUACCGACAUCUGGAUUGGUCAAAAAGAGCUUCAUCAUUAGCAUCUCUAAUGGAUGAUGACUUUGUGGAUCCAUCUAAAGUGUUGAACCUGCAAAAUAUGGGCAAAAUGAGAUCUGGUGCUCUGUCAACUUCCAUAGACCAGGUUGCAGUAAUUGAGUUGCUGGUUCCUUCAAUAUUUAGAGCUAUUGUGUCAUUGCACCCUGCUGGAUCUACUGAUCCUGAUGCUGUGGCAUUCUUCUCUCCCACCGAGGGAGGAAGCUACCUUCACGCUAGAGGCCUGUCAGUGCAUCAUGUAUUUAAGCAUGUAAAGGAGCAUGCUAACAAGGCGUUACAGUACUUCAUCGGUGUGGAACCCAGUAAAGCACUAUCUCUACUAUUGCGUUGGAUCGCCAGCUAUCAGACUCUAUUUACAAAGGUUUGCAGCAAAUGCCGACGACUUCUGCUGAUGGACCAGUCCCUGGCUUUGCUUUUACCUCCUGUCCACCGCCCCUAUCACCAAACUUCAAAUGUUGGUUCAGAUCUUCAGGAGGCCUAUCAUAUUGGAUGUUCUUCCUAUAAUGGCUAAUGCUUCUAACGACACUCGAGACUCGUUAGAUAGCAUACGAUGCUCCGGACGUUGUCAGGUGACAACGUACAUGUACAACAAUCUUUCUGUGUAGAACCGUGGUUAGGUACUUGGGUUGGAUUUCCUUAUUAGCAGGCAUUCUGGGACCAGGUGUUGCAGAACCUGGAUAGUUAUGUAGAGUUUUUUUAUGUAUGCGUACCUUGAUUAGUUGAAGUGUUAUCAGCAUCAGUGCUGCACGAUGGAUUGCAAUUUUAAUUGAAAAUAACAUUAAUGCUUACAUUCCUAUUGUA
This is a messenger RNA of Phragmites australis (common reed), 1594 nucleotides long. RefSeq names its product mediator of RNA polymerase II transcription subunit 27-like. The transcript has 7 exons. The record is from RefSeq and is a predicted model, not a curated record. Gene Ontology annotation, biological process: regulation of transcription by RNA polymerase II. Gene Ontology annotation, cellular component: mediator complex. Bases 177 to 1304 code for a protein of 375 amino acids. Gene Ontology annotation, molecular function: transcription coactivator activity. NCBI's taxonomy places the organism in Eukaryota, Viridiplantae, Streptophyta, Magnoliopsida, Poales, Poaceae.